AUGUUGAAGUCUACGCAUAAAUCAUCGGCACCGUCACUGGCAGAAGGCUGGACUGAACAUAAAGCUCCGACGGGACAUUCCUACUACUACAAUGCUGCCACAAAGCAGUCCACAUACACUCGCCCCGUAGCAGCUCCUGCACCUGUUGCGCCGACUCCUCCUGCGCCUGCGAAUCCUUCUGAAAGCUUCUUACAAUACCAGAGUGUUGGAGGUCAACCAAGUGCUGGACCGACUUUCAACAAUGUACCACCGCAGGGACAAUUUCAAGGAGGAAGAGGUGGUUUCGGUCAGAGGGGAGGCAGAGGGGGUCAUGGCUCGAGAGAUUCAAGAGCCCAGCCGACAGAUAAACCGAAAUCGAGACAUCCAAUCCCCGGGCAUGAGCCAUGGGUGCUGGUACAUACCAAGUUGGGCCGACGGUUCGUUUACAACACUGCGAAAGACCAGAGCUUUUGGCGCAUACCAGACAAGUUAAAGGACGGUAUUUUGGCGCUCGACCAGCAGAGGAUUCGGGAAAAAGCAGAAGCCUGGGCCAAGGCAAAGGAACCCGCGGACUCUGGUGAAGCCCCCGGGGCAGCUGGUAGGCCAGAAACUGUAAAAGAAGCAAUUGUGGAGGGUGAUGAAGGGGACGAUAGUUCUGAGUAUGAGGAGGUCGAGGUCACGGAUGACGAGGAUGAAGACGGAGAUAAUCCAAGCAAACGCCAACGAACCGAAGAGCCAGGUCCUGAGGAGCCUGUGGAGUUCAAUGAGGACGACAUUGCAUUUCAACUUGCUGCAAUGGGGCAGGAAUAUGGUCUGGAUCCGGGCGAAUAUGGUGACGAGAAUAUGGAAGAUUGGGAGGAAGGAGCAGAAGGUGUCGAGAUUACCCAUGAGGACUCUGCAGCUCUAUUCAAAGAUUUAUUGAAUGAUUUUGGGAUCAAUCCAUAUAGCCCCUGGGAGAAACUCGUUGAGGAAGGCAAGCUUGUCGAUGAUCUGAGAUAUACGGCACUUACGAGCAUGAAGUCAAGAAAGGAGGUAUGGGAAGAGUGGACUCGCGAGAAGAUAAAGGUUCUCAGGGAGCUACGAGCAAAAGAGGAGAAAAAGGACCCUCGAAUGCCAUACCUUGCAUUUUUACAAAAACACGCCAAUCCCAAAUUAUACUGGCCAGAAUUCAGGCGGAAAUACAAGAAAGAAGUAGAGAUGCGGGAUACAGCGUUGGCUGAUAAAGAUCGAGAGAAGUUCUACAGAGAUCAUAUCAACCGGUUAAAACUUCCUCAGUCAACUUUAAAGUCGGACUUGUUAGCACUCAUGAAAGCUCAGCCUCCAUCCGCGUUAAACAAUGCGACAUUAAGCACCCACCUUCCUGCUGCGAUUCUGGCAGACAUCAGAUACAUAUCUCUCGAUCCCUCAAUACGAGAUCCUUUGGUAGAAGGAUACAUUUCAACUCUUCCUCCACCUCCAGAGUCAAAUGAGGGCGAAGAAACCGAGGAAAUGGCCAAGGAAAGGAAAGAUCGCGAGAGGAGGCAGAAAGCGCUAGAAGACCGUGAACAGAGGGUGGCAGAGGAAAAGCGUCGACAAAAGAGGAAUCUCGAGUUCGGCAAAGGCAGGUUGCGGGAGGAGGAAGAGGAGCUUGCUAAGGCAAUGAAUGUCACCAAGAAGGGAUUGCAAGGUCAUCUCAUGGACAUCGACGAGCAGCCUGCCUCAUAA
Messenger RNA from Cadophora gregata, 1683 nucleotides. RefSeq lists its product as uncharacterized. The transcript has a single exon. The coding region runs from base 1 to 1683 and encodes 560 amino acids. Gene Ontology annotation, molecular function: transcription coregulator activity; RNA polymerase binding. The record is from RefSeq and is a predicted model, not a curated record. Gene Ontology annotation, cellular component: nucleus. Lineage: Eukaryota; Fungi; Ascomycota; Leotiomycetes; Helotiales; Ploettnerulaceae.